This is a messenger RNA of Cladophialophora carrionii CBS 160.54, 1101 nucleotides long. RefSeq lists its product as uncharacterized. The transcript is spliced from 4 exons. The record is from RefSeq and is a predicted model, not a curated record. Lineage: Eukaryota; Fungi; Ascomycota; Eurotiomycetes; Chaetothyriales; Herpotrichiellaceae. Gene Ontology annotation, molecular function: siRNA binding. The coding region runs from base 1 to 1101 and encodes 366 amino acids. Gene Ontology annotation, biological process: regulatory ncRNA-mediated heterochromatin formation. Gene Ontology annotation, cellular component: nucleus.
AUGUUCCGCCGCAAGGCAGACACCCUCCCAGCGGAUCCCAUCUUCGAACCGGAUCUUGAAAAGCUGGGAUUCUUCAUUAACGAUGAAGAUCAGGUUCGCAGCGUUAGGAAUCCGGAGCGAAAGUAUCAGUACCAAAUCAAUCGGAAUGAGCGGUGGAAUCAGGUUCAUAAAGCUGCUGUCUGCAAUAUCGUCCAGGAGCGUCUGCUUGAUCUCGGCUUCGAAAGAGUUCGACUGCCCCUCGGCGCGGCUGAACAAGAGAACCAUGUCCCCAUACUCGUGUCCAAGAAUAUCGCAACGAAGGAUCGAGUUAUCAUCAUAUUCGGCGAGCGCAAUGCGGAACCUGGGAUCCUAAGCUGGAGGGUCAUCGGUGAAGAGGGUAUCAGACACGGCUCCCUGGUUGAGUUUGCGACAGCAGUCCUCUCUACUCCUACAAACGAAAACAUCACUAUCAGCACUGCCACCACACCAGGCGUCAUUGUCGCUAACCCCUGCCAACUCCUCUGGUACCGUGGCGGAUCCCGGGCUGUCUCAAACUACGAAUGGUUGUGUUUGCCUCGACCGAGCGCCGUGCACGACGCUCCGCGAGUAGAUCCUGUCAAGAACAGAGUUCCGGGUAACCACGACUAUGUCGAGCAUGUGCAGUAUAUUUUCGAAAAGGUCAUUCCGAGCUUGGUGAACGAGCGGGCGAGGAUUGAUAUCAUCGGCGUGGAGUUUACAGGGACCGCAGUGUUGGAGCAUCUUGCCGAACAUUGGAACGUCUGGUCUCCUCGAAUUACUGGUAUUGCCUUGGUGACGCCUCAACACAAGCUUGCCGACCUGAAAGCCCAGGGUGCACCAUCCGCCUUCAUCGAGUUUUUGUCAAAGCGCUGCCGAGCCUACUUCGUCUCUCAGUCCGACAUAGAGAAGCCUGUUGUUGGAAGGGAACAAUUCGGGUGCAACUGCUAUGCCAGUGGGGAGCGUCACGUUGAGGAAAGCGCACUGGUGCGGAGCUGGAGACAUAUCCUGGACUGGUUCGAUAUGCUGCACGUCAACCCGGGCUACGAGGAAGUUGAAUAUGAGGUCGUAGAGAAGGAUGAGGAGAUCAAGCUAGGCUGGGAUUGA